AUGUUCGUUUUGGGUUUUGCCGCGCGAAGCGAAGAAUCGCGAAAUGCCGCGAAGCAAGCACACUCCGACUGCGACGUCCACGCCGACCUGCACGAACUGGUCGCCCGCGACGAUAUCGAGGUGGUCGACAUUGUCCUGCCCAGCGAUCUUCACACCCAGGCCGCAACCGCAGCGCUGGAAGCCGGCAAACAUCUGCUGCUCGAAAAGCCAAUGGCCAUCACGUUGGCCGACUGCGAUCAAAUCAUCGAACUGGCCCGCAACAAGAAUCUGCUGUUGGCCGUCGGCCACGAGCUUCGUCUUUCUUCACUGUGGCACAAAGUGAAGGAGAUGGUCGAUGCCGGUGAGAUCGGCGAACCCAAGUACGCCUUGAUCGAGCUAUUUCGCAAUCCGUACCGGCAGGGCUCACAGAGUUGGCGUUACGACUUUGAACGGGUCGGAAGCUGGGUGUUGGAAGAACCCAUCCACUUCUUCGAUCUGGCCCGUUGGUAUCUCUCGUCCGUGGGCGACCCUGUUUCGGUCUUCGCCCGUGGGAGCUCGCUGCAAGAAGGGCAUCCCGAACUGCUCGAUAAUUUCUCAGCAACCGUUCGCUUCCCUGGCGACGCCUACGCGGUGGUGACCCAAACACUUGGCGGCUUCGAACACCAUCAAACGGUCAAGCUCACCGGAACCAAGGGGGCGUUGUGGGCUAGCUGGAGUGGUGCUAAAGACCGCACCCGUCACCCCAGCUUCUGGUUGAAACAUUUCGACGGCGAGCAAGUCCAGGAGAUUCCCAUCGAACGCAUCACCGGCGAAGUGUUCGAACUCGAAGAUCAAAUUGCCAUGAUGGUCGCCGCCGUACGGAACAACGCUCCCCUGGCCGCAACCGGGGAAGACGGGCGAUGGUCGGUGGCCAUGUGCCUGAAGGUUGGUGAUGCACCCGAUGUGGCUCGCGACAUGGCCGCCACAAUGCUCGAGACGAUUCGGUCGCUUCUUUCAUCGCAAGGACGAGCCGUGUUGAUCAUCCCGGUUGGGCCGGUCGAUCAAUAUCCGCUGUUUGCCGAAGCUAUCAACAACCAGGGCAUCUCUCUUCGCGACGUGACUUUCAUCUCGAUGGACGAGUAUCUCACCGACGACGAUUGCUGGAUUGACGAAUCGCACCCGCUAAGUUUUCGCGGCUACUUGAACCGUCUCUUCUACGACCGUCUCGACCCCUCGCUCGCACCACCGCGUCAGAAUCGCAUCGUCCCUGAUCCACAGAAUCCGCAGCGACUGACCCAAUGGAUUCAAGACAACGGUGGGGUCGAUGUUUGCUUCGGCGGAAUCGGAAUCAACGGGCACAUGGCCUUCAACGAACCGCCGGAGCCCGGCGAAACCUGUACCGUGGAAGAGUUCGCGGCUCGCCCAACCCGAGUUCUUGCGCUGUCGCGUGAGACUCGAGCGAUCAACUCAGUCACCGUCGGCGGAGAAAUCGAUGUCGUUCCCCGCCGUGCGGUCACCGUGGGGAUGAAAGAGAUCUUGGCCGCGAGGGCGUUACGUUUCUACUGCAAUCGCCCCUGGCAGUCCUGCGUUGCCCGGCGAGUGCUGCACGGCCCGAUCGCGGCCGCAUGUCCUGCGUCGCUGAUGCGUACUCACAACGAUGCCGUGUUAACGGUCGCCGAAUAUGUUGCGCAGGAACCUGAGAUCGGAUUGCGUUAG
Molecule: messenger RNA, 1674 nt
Organism: Cladocopium goreaui
Lineage: Eukaryota; Dinophyceae; Suessiales; Symbiodiniaceae
Source: the annotation of a GenBank genome assembly